Messenger RNA from Carya illinoinensis, 1227 nucleotides. RefSeq names its product ethylene-responsive transcription factor ESR2-like. The transcript has a single exon. The record is from RefSeq and is a predicted model, not a curated record. NCBI's taxonomy places the organism in Eukaryota, Viridiplantae, Streptophyta, Magnoliopsida, Fagales, Juglandaceae. Bases 1 to 1227 code for a protein of 408 amino acids. Gene Ontology annotation, biological process: regulation of DNA-templated transcription. Gene Ontology annotation, molecular function: DNA-binding transcription factor activity; DNA binding.
AUGAAAGACGAUUUCGGGCGGCUAAAUCGGCUAACCCACUCGCGGGAGCCAAAUACCUCUGACCUCCGUAAGAAGUGCACCGCCAUUGCGACCGCAGGAAACACCACCACCACCAACAAGAGGUCCUUGAGAGAUCAACCCGGUGGCACAAUGAGAUAUCGUGGAGUUCGCAGGAGGCCGUGGGGCCGUUAUGCAGCCGAGAUUAGAGACCCCAAGUCCAAGGAGCGCCGCUGGCUCGGUACGUUCGACACCGCUGAAGAAGCCGCCUGCGCCUACGACCUCGCCGCUCGAGACCUGCGAGGACUCAAGGCUCGGACCAACUUCUUUUACCCGCCUCCGCCGCCUCCGUCUGCAACCGAUACGUUCCUCGCUCCAUUUAACUUCACCAGACAAUCUCGGCUGCCUGUUAAGAUCCCAGAAAACCGUCAUCAGUUUGGUGCCGCUUCAGGUUGGUCAGCUUUCUCUAACCCUCGUGAUGGUGAUCACUUUCCUCGGUCUGCAGCACAGAGUAAUAGUUCUCUGAACAUGUUGCUCCUUCGUGAUUUACUUAGUUCUUCUUUGAACCCAUCCUUGGUCUCACCCCCUCAGCCUCAGGGUCUUGAUCAUGAACAGCUUCCGUACAUCAAUGGCUCUUCUUCUUCUGCUAGUGCCUUCUCCGACUGUUCUUUGUUGAAUCAGUCUAGUAAUCCAAAUAUCUCUCAAACUUUCGUAAGUUCUUCCAUGUGUCUUCCACCCAUUGACAACAACAUGAUCAGUCAUAACAGUACUGUGGUUUCCAAUAGAACAACCGCUCAACAAAUUCAUGACUUUGAGUUCAUUUCCGAAGAGUCCUCAGACUCAGGUCUAUUGGAAGAGAUUAUUCAUGAGUUUUUCCCAAAACCAUCAACCAAGAAGUGUGAAUCUCCAAAAACCCAGACUUGCACCUUUGAUUCUCUUCCGCCGCAGAUUUCUGACAUGUCUAUUCCUCAAUCAUUGGAUGAGAUGAAAAGGGGGAUAAACAACGAGCAUCUUGGCUUCUCUUUUGACUACCAGGGGGUUCCACAUCAGCUUGAGAAUCUAGGCGGGGUCAGAAGCGAGCUUUUUGGCAUGACUCAAGCGGUGGAGGUGCCUUUCAGUUACGAGAUGCCGGCGGUGAACCUUCACCAGGUUGGUGGGCCGGAAUCUAUGUUAAUGGAUGACUUCUUCCAGUACCCUGAACUGUUGAGUGCAUUUGCAGCUAGGGUGUAG